AAGCAGAGGAUGCAUUUAUCAACAAGGACAAAGUGAAGAAAGAGGUGAAAGCUGCACUAUCAGAAAACGCCACGCUGAGCUGCGAGGUGGCCCAGGAGAAGACUGAUGUGAAAUGGUACAAGGAGGGGAAACUGAUCACCGCGAGCAAGAAGUUCAAGGUGGAGUCGGAGGGCAAAUUGCGUCAGCUGGUGGUGGGUCAGGUGGAGAAGAAAGAUGCUGGGGAGUACUCCUGCGAGGCUGCUGGCCAGAAACUGACCUUCAAGCUUGACGUCACAGGUGAGGAUGAUGUGUUUGAACACAAAGACAAAGUUCAAAAGGAGGUAAAGGCAGUGCUGAAGGAGAACACCACGUUGAGCUGCGAGGUGGCCCAGGAGAAGACUGAUGUGAAAUGGUACAAGGAGGGGAAACUGAUCACCGCGAGCAAGAAGUUCAAGGCGGAGUCGGAGGGCAAAUCGCGUCGGCUGGUGGUGGGUCAGGUGGAGAAGAAAGAUGCUGGGGAGUACACCUGCGAGGCUGCUGGCCAGAAACUGACCUUCAAGAUUGUUGUCACAGAGCCAGAAGACAUGUUUACAAACAAGGACAAGGUCCAAAAGGAGGUGAAGGCUGCACUAUCAGAAAACGCCACAUUGAGCUGCGAGGUGGCCCAGGAGAAGACCGAUGUGAAAUGGUACAAGGAGGGGAAACUGAUCACCGCGAGCAAGAAGUUCAGGGUGGAGUCGGAGGGCAAAUCGCGUCGGCUGGUGGUGGGUCAGGUGGAGAAGAAAGAUGCUGGGGAGUACACCUGCGAGGCUGCUGGCCAGAAACUGACCUUCAAGCUUGACGUCACGGAGGUGGAAGAUGCUUUCAUCAACAAACAGAAAGUGAAGAAAGAGGUGAAAGCUGCACUAUCAGAAAACGCCAUGCUGAGCUGCGAGGUGGCCCAGGAGAAGACCGAUGUGAAAUGGUACAAGGAGGGGAAACUGAUCACCACAAGCAAGAAGUUCAAAGUGGAGUCGGAGGGCAAAUUGCGUCGGCUGGUGGUGGGUCAGGUGGAGAAGAAAGAUGCUGGGGAGUACACCUGCGAGGCUGCUGGCCAGAAACUGACCUUCAAGCUUGACGUCACAGAGCCAGAAGAUGUGUUUACAAACAAGGACAAGGUCCAGAAGGAGGUGAAGGCUGCACUGUCAGAAAACGCCACGCUGAGCUGCGAGGUGGCCCAGGAGAAGACCGAUGUGAAAUGGUACAAGGAGGGGAAACUGAUCACUGCGAGCAAGAAGUUCAAAGUGGAGUCGGAGGGCAAAUCGCGUCGGCUGGUGGUGGGUCAGGUGGAGAAGAAAGAUGCUGGGGAGUAUACCUGCGAGGCUGCUGGCCAAAAACUGACCUUCAAGAUUGUUGUCACAGAGCCAGAAGACGUGUUUACAAACAAGGACAAGGUACAAAAAGAGGUGAAAGCUGCACUAUCAGAAAACGCCAUGCUGAGCUGCGAGGUGGCCCAGGAGAAGACCGAUGUGAAAUGGUACAAGGAGGGGAAACUGAUCACCGCGAGCAAGAAGUUCAAGGUGGAGUCGGAGGGCAAAUCGCGUCGGCUGGUGGUGGGUCAGGUGGAGAAGAAAGAUGCUGGGGGGUACACCUCCGAGGCCGCUGGCCAGAAACUGACCUUCAAGCUUGACAUCACGGAGCCAAAACCUGCAUUUAUAAACCAGGAAAAGGUCCAGAAGGAGGUGAGUGCUGUCCUGACCGAAAGUGCCACCCUCAGCUGUGAGGUAGCACAGGAUGCAACUGAAGUGAAAUGGUACAAAGACGGAAGAUUGCUCAUUUCCUCGAGAAAAUUCAAAAUAGAAACUGUGGGCAAAACCCGGCGCCUGGUUAUAGAGCAGCUGGAGAAGAAAGAUGCUGGAGAAUACAUCUGUGAGGCUGCAGGCCAGAAGCUGACCUUCAAGUUGAAACCAACUGAACCAGAGGCUAAAUUUGAAAAUAAAGUUGUCCAGAAAGAGCCUCUCAUUGUUCAAGAACAUGAAAGCAUCACACUGACUACUUCAGUAACGCCUGAAACUGCUGCAGUAAAGUGGUUCAAGGAUGGAACAGAAAUCAAGGCGAGCAAGAAAUAUGAGAUCAAGAGCGAGGGGGCAUCCAGGACCCUGACGGUGAACCUGGCUGAGAGCACAGACACUGCCGUGUACACUUGCCAGACAAAGAACGACAAGCAGGAAUUCAAAGUAAAGGUGAAAGAAAUCCCAGUGAAGUUUACCAAAAAACUUGAAGCUGUUAAUGCUGAGAUUGGAGGCAGUGUCUCUUUGACCUGUGAUGUGAGCCAUGCCAAAGGGAAGGUGGUGUGGUGCAGGAAUGGAGUUCAGAUCAAGCCCAGCAAGCGUUUCCAGAUUCAUGAGGAAGGGGUCAAGCGAACACUGACAAUAACAGGCAUCCGGGCUGAGGACGAGGGAGAGUACUCCUGCGAGUCCAGAGAUGACAAGAGCAGCAUUACCAUCACCCCCAAAGCUCCCAGAGUGGUGAAAUUCGUUACGAGUCUCAACAACGUGGUCUCUGAGGAAGGAAAAGAGGCUGUGUUCAAGUGCACUGUCUCUCCCAGUGAUGCUGUGGUCACUUGGCUCAGGAAUGGUGUCAAGAUUGAAGCCAGCAAGAAGUAUGUGAUCUCGCAGAAGGACACGAACCACAGCCUCACCAUCACUGACCUGACGCUGGAAGAUGCAGCUGAAAUCUCUGCCAAUGCUGAGGGUGUAGAAAGCACAGCCAAUCUCAGAGUCCGAGAGGCCUCAAUCUCAUUCAAGAAGAAACUGGAGCCCAGAACAGUUGAAGAGAGGGACACAGUGACCUUGGAGGUAGAGCUGACCAAGCCUGCAGAGGUGAAGUGGAUGAGGAACAGCAUCGUAUUGAAGCCCAGUGAAAAAAUAGACAUCAAAGCUGAGGGAACAAAGCAUACCUUGGUGGUUAAGGACAUCUCCUUUGCAGACAGGGGCUUCUACUGCUGUGAGAGUCCUGAUGACAAGACCCAAGCCAAGAUCAAUGUGGAAAUGAGGCAGAUCAGGCUGGUGAAAGGUCUUCAGCCCCUCGAAGUCUCUGAGAAAGGGACCAUCACCUUUGUGGUGGAAGUGUCACAUGAGGACGUGGAAGGGAUCUGGCAGAAGGAUGGCGUUCGGCUGAAGCCUUCACCGAAUAUCACUAUUGGUGUCCUGGGGAAGAAACAUUCACUGACUCUUUCUUCCGUGACUCUUGAAGAUGCAGGACUCAUCUCCUUCAAAGCAGAUGGCAUUCAUUCAUCAGCGAAGCUCACUGUGACAGAAUUGCCUGUGAGAAUCAGCAAACCUUUGGUAGAUGUCAGUGUGACUCAGAAGGACAAGGUCACCUUCGAGUGUGAGCUGUCCAGGCCCAACGUGGAUGUUAAGUGGUUCAAGGAUGGGAAGGAGCUCCGGCAAAGUAAAAAAGUGGGGAUUAUUUCCCAGGGAAAUAAGAGAAGCCUCAUUAUUCACAAAUGUGAAUAUGAAGACCAGGGAACCUAUACAUGUGAAGCAGCUGAAGACAAGACAUCAGCUACCCUAAAGGUUCAUGCCCGAGAUAUCAAGAUUGUUAAACCAUUGGAAGAUGUGGAAGUGAAUGAAUAUGAGAGUGCAUCUUUUGUCUGUGAGAUUUCACAUGACGAGGUCCAAACCCAAUGGUACAAAAAUGACAACAAGCUGAAGGCUGCCGACAAUAUUAGAAUGCGUCAAGACGGAAAGACCUAUUCGCUGACUUACACACGCGUCCAAGUUGAAGAUGCAGCAGAGAUCAAAUUUGUAGCAGAAAAGGCAGAAUCUCGUGCCCAUCUUACCGUAAAAGAGCUACCUGUAAAAAUUGUGAAGCCUUUGCGAGAUAAGAUUGCUCUUGAAAAACAUCGGGGAUUCCUGGAGUGUCAGGUGUCUCGUGCCAAUGCCAAAGUUAAAUGGUAUAAAAAGGAUGUUGAAAUUCACCCUAGUGACAAAUAUGAAAUUGUGAGCGAUGGUGUCUAUCGGAAACUCAUCAUCAAUGAUGCAGAUUAUGAAGAUGAGGACACGUACACUUGUGAUGCCUUUGAUGACAAAAGCAGUGCUAAUUUCUUUGUUGAAGAGCAAUCCAUUAGUAUUGUAAAGGAGUUGUGUGAUGAGGAUGUGACUGAGCCUGAAGAAGCUACGUUUGAAUGUGAGAUAUCCAUUCCAUCUGUGAAACCACCCAAAUGGUCUCUACGUGGAGAAGUCUUACAGGCUGGCAGAAACUUUAUCAUACAGCAAGAAGGCACCAUCCACCGACUGAAAAUACUGAAAACCAGUGCUGAUAUGACAGGCACCAUUCAGUUCUCCAUUGGCAAAUCAAAAUCCACAGCAAACCUGCUUGUCAGAGAUUACCACAUACAGAUCACCAGGAAGAUGGAGGACAAGACAGCUCUGGAGCGCCAUUCGGUCAUCCUGUCCUGCGACUUCAGGCCUUCUCCAAAGGUUGUGAAGUGGUUCAAGGACCACACACCCAUUGAGCCCUCUGAGAAGUACAAAAUCAAGAGGGAGCAGCAUUCGGCAGAGCUCAGGAUUUUGAAGGUGAAGCCUGAAGAUGCUGGCGUGUACAAGUGCAGGGCUGGAAAUGCUGAGACCGAAGCCACGCUGACCGUUGAAGCCCGCAAUGUAGAAGUACUCAAACACCUGCAGGACGUGGAAAUUGAAGAAGAGAGUUCCGCUGUCUUCUCCUGUGAGCUGUCCCACGACGACGAGGAUGUGGAAUGGUUCCUCAAUGGCACCCUCCUUUACACCAACAAUUUCAAUGACAUCAGGAAUGUUGGCAACUGCUACAUGCUGACGAUGAAGCAGGUCAAGCCUGAGGAUGCUGGCACAGUGACAAUGAAGUCAGACAAGGUGUCAGAGACCGUGCGUCUGAAGGUGAUAGAGAAGCCUGCUGUCUUCAUGAAGUCCUUGGACGAUGUUUUUGGUGAGGAGCGAGGUAUGAUUAAAUUGGAAUGUGAAGUCUCCAAAGAGAAGGUCAAACCUGUUUGGAAAAAGGAUGGUGUGAAACUCACUUCUGGUAACAAGUAUGAGCAGAUACAGUCUGGGAAGACCCUGUGCCUCCUUAUCCAUGACCUUGAAAAGACAGAUGCAGGUUUAUACACAUGUGAUAUUGGCACUGAUGUUGCCAAGUCAAAGGUCAGCGUUCGGGAACUGAACAUUGGCAUCACCAAACGACUGAAGAACACUGAAAUCCAGGAGGGAGAAAAUUGCACUUUUGAGUGUAUUUUGUCCCAUGAAAGCAUUGAUGACUUCAACUGGACACUGAACGGGAACAAAGUGGAAAGUGGUGGGCGAUUUAAAGCCUCUAACAUGGGUCGGAAAUAUACACUUAAUAUCAAAAAAGUGAUUCCUGAUGAUGCUGGGGAAGUGAUUUUCACUGCCCGUGGUCUAACCUCCAAGGCUUCUCUGGUUGUAAAAGAAAAACCUACUGAGAUUACAAAACAGCUGGAGGAUAAAACAUCAGCAGUGGGACAGGACAUCAGCCUGAGCUGUGAAUUGUCAAAACCUGAUGUGAACAUCAGGUGGUACAAGGAUGGCAAAGCAAUCCGAAAAAGCCAGAAAUAUGACUUGCACCAAGAGGGAACACGGGCCAUUCUGAUCAUCCAUGACUCCACGGUCAAGGACAGUGGGGAGUACACCUGUGAGACUGAGUUCUCUAAAACAAAAGCCAGGAUCACAGUGCAAGAAAAACCUAAUUAUUUUGUCAAAGAACUUUCAGAUCUGAAAGUGGAUGAAAGUGGAACUGCAGUUUUUAUGUGCCAGAGUGAGAAAGCUGCAUCCUCUGUGGUCUGGAGGAAAGGCAUAGCUGAACUCAGGUCUAGCAAGAAAUAUGAGAUCACACAGAAAGGACAAGUCCUGCAGCUGGCCAUAAAUAACUUGGAGAAAAGUGACAGUGACACUUACACCUGUGACAUUGGUGAUGCCCAGUCCAGAGCCAAGCUAGUUGUGCAAGGCCAGAAAGUGCUAAUAACAGAAGACCUGGAAGAUGUCACUGUGUUAGAAGGAGAAUCUGCCACGUUCAAAUGCAGAAUCUCUCCUGUAGACUAUAGCAAAGUGCAGUGGUUUUUGGAUAAAACCCCACUCCAUACCAAUGAACUUAAUGAGAUCCAGUCUCAGCCUGGUGGAUAUCACUUGCUAACGGUGAAAAAACUCUCACUGAAGGACUCGGGGGUCAUUACAUUUGAAGCUGGUGAUAAGAAAACCUCUGCCAGUUUGGUUGUUAAAGAGAAGCCCUGCAUCUUCACAAAGGAGCUGGUUGAUACUGAAGUCACUGAGGGAGAGGAUGUGGUCCUUCACUGUGAAACCUCCAAAUCAGACAGCCCUGUAAAGUGGUGCAAAGACGGGAAGAGCCUUAGGAAUUCUUCCAAGUAUAACAUCAGCCGGUCGGGAUUUGAAGCCAAGCUUGUCAUUCACAGGGCAGAAGAAAGAGACAGUGGCAGAUAUGAGUGUGAGGCUGGAGCAGCUAAAAGUAGUGCGGUUAUUACUGUCAAGGAAAUACCAGUUCUUUUCAAGCAAGUGCUCCAAAAUGAAGAAGCUAAAGAAGGGAAACAAGUCAAGCUGACCUGUGAGCUCAGCAAACCUGAUACCCCGGUGACAUGGAUGAAAGGAGGCACUGUUCUCUACGCCAGUGAGAAGUAUGAAUUUAAGCAGUGUGGUACGGUGGCAGAGCUCAUUAUUCGAGACGUCAAAUCGAUAGACUCUGGGGAAUACACCUGCAGCACUGGGGAACUGAAGACCACUGCUCAGGUGAAAGUAAACGCUGUGCCUGUCCUUUUUAAACAAGCCCUGGAGAACAUGGAAGUGGAAGAGGGGAAACCUGUCUCCUUGCGCUGCGAACUCACAAAAGCUGAUGCCACCGUGGUGUGGAAGAAGGGAGAAGCCACACUCCAGGCAAGUGCCAAAUAUGAAAUGAAGCAGAAGGGGACAGUGGCAGAGCUGGUGAUUCAUAAUGCAGAGACAGAAGAUGCGGGAAGAUACACCUGUGACGCUGGAGACCAGCAGACCACAGCCCAAGUCAAAAUCCAUGCCACCUCUGUGCUCAUCAAAGAAGAGCUGAAGAGAGUGGAAGCUGUGGAAGGUGGGACCGCCACCCUGCGAUGCCAGCUGAGCAGAGAGGCCCCUGUGGAGUGGAGGAAGGGGCACACUCUUCUGCGGCCGAGUAACAAGUACAGGAUGAGACAGGAGGGCACGGUGGCCGAGCUGCUGAUCCAUGAUCUGGACACAAAGGAUGCUGGAGACUAUACAUGUGCAGUGGGGAACCAAAAAACCACAGCGGCCUUGUCAGUGAAUGCCUUGCCUAUCCUCUUCCAAGAAGAAAUGUUGAACAAGGAAGCUACAGAGGGGGAGGCAGUCACUUUGCACUGUAAACUGAGCAAAUCGGCCCAGGUCGAGUGGAGAAAGGGGAAUAUGGUCCUCAAGCCAAGUGAAAAAUACAAAAUAGAGCAGGAAGGUCCCUUUGCGGAGCUGAUGAUCCGGGAUUUGGAUUUGGCAGAUGCUGGUGAUUACAGCUGUAUAUGUGGAGAUCAACAGACUACGGCUGCUUUGACAGUAAAUGUCCUGCCUGCUCUUUUCACCAAAGAACUGACAGAUGAAGAAGCCACAGAAGGUAAAAGUGUCUCUCUGCACUGUGAGCUGAACAAGGCUGCUGCUAACGUGGAGUGGAAGAAGGGCUUCAAGACCCUCAAAUCAAGUGACAAGUAUAAAAUGAAACGUGAAGGUGUCGUUGCUGAGCUUAUCAUCCAAAAUCUAGAUAUGACGGAUGCUGGAAAUUAUUCCUGUGUGUGCGGAGACCAGCAGACUAUGGCAGUUUUGACAGUACAUGCUUUGCCUGCAUUUUUCAAAGAAGGAUUGAAGAACAGAGAAGCCACAGAUGGUGCAACAGCCACUCUGCACUGCGAGCUGAGCAAGGUCGGCGUCCCAGUGGAGUGGAAAAAAGGGGACAAGACACUCAAACAGAGUGAUAAGUAUAGGAUGAGACAAGAAGAUACUGCUGCAGAGCUGUUGAUCCGAGAUCUGGAGGUAGAAGACACAGGAGAAUAUACCUGUGUGUGUGGAGAUCAGAAGACCUCGGCUGUCUUGACAGUCCAUGCUUUGCCUGCACUGUUCAAAAAAGAACUUGUCAAUAUGGAAGCCACGGAAGAUGGGACAGCUGUUCUGCAGUGUGAGUUAACUAAACCCACUCCAGUGGAGUGGAGAAAAGGGCAAAAAGUGCUCAAGCCUAGUGAGAAGUACAAAAUGAGACUAAAGGAUACCAUUGCUGAGCUGACAAUCCACAGCCUGGAGGAACAAGAUGCGGGAGAUUACACAUGUGUGUGUGGAGACAAGAUGACUACUGCGUCUCUGACGGUGCAUGCCUUGCCUGCACACUUCAAGAAAGAGAUGAAGAACGAAGAAGCCACAGAAGGUGGAACAGCCAUGCUACAAUGUGAGCUAUCUAGGGCUGCCUCUGUGGAGUGGAAAAAGAAACACAAAGUGCUCAAAUCGAGUGAAAAGUAUACUAUGACACAGGAAGGUACGACAGCACAACUGCUGAUCCAUGCUUUAGAAGUCAAGGAUGCUGGGGAGUAUACCUGUGUGUGUGGAGAUGAGAAGACUACUGCAGCACUGACAGUGCAUGCCCUUCCUGCUCUCUUCAAAGAAGAGUUAAGAAAUGAGGAAGCCACUGAGGGUGAAGUAGUCACUCUGCGCUGUGAGUUGACCAAGGCCGCUUCAGUGGAGUGGAAAAAAGGACACACAGUACUGAAACCUAGCGAGAAAUACAAAAUGAGGCAGAAGGAUGUCACUGCAGAACUGGUGAUCCAUAAUCUAAAAGAAAGUGAUGCUGGUGAUUAUACCUGUGUGUGUGGGGAUAAGCAGUCUACGGCUUCCUUAGCAGUACACGCGCUGCCUGCAUGCAUCAAGGAAAGCCUGAAGGAUGAGGAGGUAACAGAAGGUCAAGCAGCCACUCUGCGCUGUGAGCUGACCAAGGUUGCUCAAGUAGAGUGGAGAAAGGGAAGCAGUUUGCUCAAAGUCAGCGACAAAUACAAAAUGAGACAGGAGGGCACAGUCAUGAAGCUGCUUAUCCAUGACGUAGAAUUGAAAGAUGCUGGAGAAUACACUUGUGUGUGUGGAGAACAGAAGACAACAGCUGCCUUGAUAGUGCAUGCCCUGCCUGCACUUUUCAAAGAAGAACUGAAGGACCUGCAAGCCAUGGAAAGCCAAACAGCCACUCUGCACUGUGAGCUGACCAAGGCUGCAGCUGUGUCAUGGAAGAAAGGAAACAAAAUACUCAGGCCAAGUGAAAAAUACAUCAUGCGGCAGGAUUAUGCCCUUGCUGAGCUGGAAAUUUGUGAUCUAGAGCUGCAGGAUGCUGGAGAUUACACCUGUGUGUGUGGAGACCAACACACCACGGCUUCUCUGACAGUGAAUGCCCUGCCAUUGCUUUUCAAGGAAGAACUGAAGAAUGAAGAAGUCCUAGAAGGAGCAUCAGUCUCUCUGCGUUGUGAAUUAACCAAAGCAGCUCCAGUACAGUGGAAAAUAGGGUCCAAAGUGCUUAAAGCAAGUGACAAAUAUCAAAUGAGACAGCCUGGCACCACUGCAGAGCUGGUCAUCCAUGACCUAGAAGUAAAGGAUGCUGGAGAUUACACGUGUGUUUGUGGUGGCCAGAAGACAACAGCAACCUUAACAGUUCAUGCUCUGCCACCACUCUUUAAGGAAGAGCUAAAGAACAAGGAAGCAGAAGAAGGUGGAGAAGUCACCCUGCACUGUGAGCUUACCAAGGCUGCUCCGGUGGAGUGGCGGAAGGACAAGAGGAUUCUCAAAGAGAGUGAGAAAUACAAAGUGAGGCAGGAAGGGACCAAGGCAGAGCUGGUGAUUCAUGAAAUAGCUGAGGAGGAUGCAGGAGGCUACACCUGUGUGUGUGGAGAGCACCAGACUACGGCUGUCUUAACAGUACAGGCUGUGCCUCCGUUUUUCCAAGAAGAAAUGACCAGCAAGGAAGCAGUGGAAGGUGGAAUGGCCACUUUGCACUGUGAGCUCAGCAAGGCACCUGCCCGUGUUCAGUGGAAGAAGGGCCGUCACGUUCUCACCCCGGACAACAAAUACAGCAUGAGACAGGAAGGCUGUGUUGUGGAGCUGGUAGUUCACAAUUUAGACCUGAAUGAUACUGGAGAUUACACCUGUGUGUGUGGAGAUCAGACCACCACAGCUGCCUUAACAGUGCAUGCACUGCCUCCACGAUUCAAAAAAGACCUGAAGGACCUAGAAGCUAUAGAAAGUGGGACAGCUGCUCUGCACUGUGAGCUAACUAAACCUGCUGUGGUGGAGUGGAAGAAGGGGCAAGAGGUGCUCAAAGCAAGCAGCAAAUAUAAAAUGAGUCAAGAUGGUGCUGUUGCAAAGCUGAUUAUCCAUGAGCUGGAUGUGGAGGACACUGGAGAUUACACCUGUGUGUGUGGAGAUCAGCAGACAACCGCCACUUUGACAGUCAAUGCCCUACCAGCACUUUUUAAACAAGAGCUUCAGAAUACCGAGGCAGAAGAAGGUGGCACAGCAACACUGAGGUGUGAGCUUACCAAACCCAGUGCUCCAGUAGAGUGGAGGAAAGGAGACACUACUCUCUACCCUGGUUUGAAAUAUGAGAUGAAGCAGCAGGGCUCCACUGCUGAGUUGGUCAUUUAUGACUUAGAACUGAAUGAUUCAGGAAAGUACACCUGCGACUCUGGCCAUCAGCAGACAACGGCUGUGGUAACCGUGCAUGCACUGCCUGUCACAUUUAAGAAACCACUUCAAAAUAAGGAAUCAGAGGAAGGAAGUACAGCUACAUUGUGCUGUGAGCUGUCGAAACCCAAUGCUGCAGUGGAAUGGAGGAAAGGAGGAGUGGGGCUGCAGCCCAGCCAGAAAUAUGAAAUGAGGCAGAGGGAAUGCCGGGUAGAGCUCUUAAUACAUAAUCUCAAAUUAGAAGAUACAGGAGAAUACAGCUGUGAUACUGGGGAUCAAGAAACCAAGGCAUCUUUAAAUGUGAAAGCUCUGCCAGUUCUUUUCAAAAAGGAGCUCAAGGACAAGGAGGUGGAAGAAGGAGCUGCAGUGAAAUUCCAGUGUGAGCUGACAAAGGAUGAUGCAACAGUGGAGUGGAGGAAAGGCACCAUGGAGCUCUUCCCAUGCGCCAAAUAUGAAAUUAAAUUAAGUGGUCGCACAGCUGAACUUGUGAUUCAUAACGUAGAACCAGAAGAUGCCUCUGAUUAUACAUGUGACACAGGAGACAAACAGAGCACAGCAGUCCUCAGAGUGAAUGCCAUCAAACCCCAGCUGAAGCAGCAGCUGAAGAAUGAAGAAGUGGAAGUGGGAGGAACGGCCAGGCUGCGCUGUGAGAUUUCCAUUAGCAAAGCAGAAGUGGAGUGGAGGAAAGAUGGAGCUGUCCUUCACUCAAGCUCCAAGUACGAAAUGUGGCAGGACGGCACCCUCCGCGAGCUGCGUGUUCACAGCCUGGAGCCUAGCGAUGCUGGAGAGUAUUCCUGCAAGGCUGGAGAUGAGACCAGCUCUGCAAAACUGACUGUGAAAGAGCCUGACGUGACCAUCGUGAGUGGCCUAAAGGACACGGUUGUGUUUGAAGGGGACGAUGUCACGUUUCGGUGCCAGGUUUCUCAUGAGAAUGCAAGGGACGUUGAAUGGAAGCUACAGGAUGUUGCUCUGCAGAAUAACGAAAUGAAUGAGAUCUCAGUGGAAAAAGGAAAGAUUCACACCCUGACUUUAAGGAAGGUGACUGAGCAGGACAUUGGCACCAUCACUUUCCGAGUGGGGCCGCACACAUCGACAGCAGAGCUCACAGUAAAAGAACCAGUAGCAACCAUAGUGGAGACGCUGAAGGACAUCACUUUGUAUGAAGGAGAAGACGCAGUGUUUGAAUGCAGGCUGUCCCGGGAAACAACUCAGGAUGCCCAGUGGUUCCUGGGGGAUGUUCCCCUGCAAUCCAAUGAAAUGAAUGAGAUCAGAGUCCAAGGGACACGUCACACUUUGAUCCUGAGGAAGGUGACACUAGAAGACUGUGCGCCCAUCAGUUUCAAAGUCGGGCAGCAUACCUCAGCAGCACAGCUAACGGUCCAAGUUGCUCCGGUCACCUUCGUAAAGGCUCUCCACAGCUUGGAGCUGCAGGAGGGUGGCACAGCUCACUUGUCCUGUGAGGUGUCCAAGCCUGAUGUCCCAGUGGAAUGGAAGAAAGGCACCUCUGUGAUCCGCUCCAGCCAGAAGUGCAGCAUCAAGCAGGAGGGGAACGUGCACACCCUGGUCAUUCACGAUUUGAACCGGGCAGACUCAGGGCAGUAUAGCUGCCACACAGCUGAUGGGAAGACCACUGCCAGACUAGAGGUUAAAGCCCUGCCCGUGCUUUUCAAACACUGGCUGAAAAACGAGGAGGUGGAGGAAGGGUGCACAGCCAUGCUGCACUGCGAGCUGACGAAACCCAGCGCACCCGUGGAGUGGAGGAAAGGGGAUACGGUGCUGCAGCCAAGUGACAAGUACGAGAUCCGGCAAGAAGGGACACGUGUUGAGCUCUUCAUCUAUGAUGCUGAGGCUCAGGAUGCUGGUGAUUACACGUGUGACUCGGGGGAUCAGCAGACCACUGCAUCAUUGCAAGUCAAAG
Molecule: messenger RNA, 12612 nt
Organism: Pelecanus crispus (Dalmatian pelican)
Lineage: Eukaryota; Metazoa; Chordata; Aves; Pelecaniformes; Pelecanidae
Source: RefSeq, a predicted model, not a curated record